AUGAAGCAUAUCCUUUGGGCCGUAUUGCCAUUUGCUGGGGUCUGCCAGUCAUUCCUAACCACUCCUGAAGCUCAAGCUCCGAUCAGCGAAUGGGAAGCUGAGAGAUUCUUGAUCGAAUUGUCGCCGGGAGAGACGAGAUGGGUAACAGAGGACGAAAAAUGGGCGCUCCGACAGGAUGGCAAGAGGUUCAUGGACAUUACGAAUGGGACACCGGGCGGGUCGCUUCGUGCUGCGCAGAAAGUACAGAUUCACUACCCCAAGAAGCCUGCACACAAUGAGUCAGUUACAAGCCUUUUAAAGAAAUUAGACAAGGCGAAUCUGGUAAAGAACCUGGGGACAUUCUCUUCAUUCCAUACGAGAUACUACAAGUCGGAUUACGGAGCGCAGUCAUCUGCUUGGCUUUUUGAGCAAGUAAAUGGCAUUGUCAACGCAACAGAUGCGCCAAAGUAUGGGGCCAAAGUAGAGCCAUUCGCGCAUCCUUGGGGUCAGAAUAGUAUCAUCGCCACAAUCCCUGGCAAAUCGGAGCAAACGAUUGUCAUCGGUGCGCAUCAGGAUAGCAUUAAUUUGUUUCUGCCGUCCAUUCUAGCUGCCCCUGGAGCCGACGACGAUGGCUCCGGCACGGUCACCAUUUUAGAAGCACUCAGAGUCAUCUUGCAAUCCGAUGCUAUUGUUCAAGGUAAUGCGUCCAACACGAUCGAAUUUCACUGGUAUUCUGCAGAGGAAGGCGGCCUUUUGGGCUCUCAAGCAAUCUUCAAGGAGUAUGAACAGCAAGGUCGCGAUAUCAAAGCUAUGUUGCAGCAAGAUAUGACUGGCUAUAGUAGAGGUACGGUCGAUGCAGGCAAGCCUCAAAGCGUUGGAAUCAUCACGGACUACGUCGAUCCUGGACUCACGGAUUUCAUGAAGGCCGUCGUGACUGAGUAUUGCGACAUUCCAUUUGUUUUAACUAAGUGUGGUUACGCCUGCUCCGACCAUGCUUCCGCCCGAAAAGCUGGCUACCCGUCAGCCUUUGUUAUUGAAUCGGAAUUUGAAUAUUCGGAUAACAGAAUUCAUACGACGCUGGACACCUUAGACGUACUCGACUUUGACCACAUGCUACAGCAUGCGAGACUGACACUGGGGGCGACGUAUGAAUUGGCGUUCGCUGACCUGAAUUCCAGUUAUCAAGGAACAAGCACUUUAGACGACUUAUGA
Messenger RNA from Bacidia gigantensis, 1191 nucleotides. It is a transcript of the gene LAP1, whose product is annotated as Leucine aminopeptidase 1. The record is from RefSeq and is a predicted model, not a curated record. Gene Ontology annotation, biological process: proteolysis. Lineage: Eukaryota; Fungi; Ascomycota; Lecanoromycetes; Lecanorales; Ramalinaceae. The coding region runs from base 1 to 1191 and encodes 396 amino acids. The transcript is spliced from 5 exons. Gene Ontology annotation, molecular function: metalloexopeptidase activity.